Molecule: messenger RNA, 318 nt
Organism: [Torrubiella] hemipterigena
Lineage: Eukaryota; Fungi; Ascomycota; Sordariomycetes; Hypocreales; Clavicipitaceae
Source: the annotation of a GenBank genome assembly
AUGGUAUUAUUGGAACUGAUUCCUGGCGACUACGAGCCCGUAGACGACGGUUUUAUUAUUGACGGCAGCGUCUUGAUCACGGAGUCUUGCUUUGACGAGGGCCGCAACCCUGAUGACGGCAAGACUACUACCCAUGAAAUAGGCCACUGGCUUGGAUUGUAUCACACAUUUGAAGGUGGCUGCGACGCCGAAAACGACCUAGUUGACGACACUCCCGCCACGACAGGAGACGAUUACACCUGCAGCAAGAAGACGGAUACGUGCCCUGGCAUGCCUGGUCUGGACCCCAUUUACAACUAUAUGGCCUACACAUUGUGA